AUCUCUCCCUCUCUCUCCCUCCCUCCCUCCCUCCUUCCCUCCCUCUCUCUCCCCUGGAAAAAUACUCACCUCCGAUCGACCAUCGCAUUACAUACCUCACCAACUGAAAGAAUUGUAUUGUUUAGAUUAUUAUUAUUAGGAUUACAUAAACAGCUUCCGGUUUUUGUUGUUGCCUUUUUGCCGAUGGAGAGCCCUACCCCUGGAAUCAAACUGUUUGGCACAACGAUUACUCUACAGGAUAAGAAAACAAACAAUGGUUCGCCUGAAAAGUCUGACCAGGAGAUUGCUGCUGAGUUGAAGAGACCCGAUAAGAUAAUCCCUUGCCCUAGGUGCAAGAGCAUGGAGACCAAGUUCUGCUACUUCAACAACUACAACGUUAAUCAGCCCCGGCACUUCUGCAGGGGAUGCCAAAGGUACUGGACAGCUGGUGGGGCCCUUAGGAACGUGCCCGUGGGAGCUGGUCGUCGGAAAAAUAAGCCACCUUGUCGGCCGGGGCUACCUGGGUUUGCGGAGAACAUAAGUGCCCGCCUUUAUGAAGCUUCAGAGGUCCAGCAAUACUUUGACUUGGAAGGGGUUGUGGCGGCAGCAGCAGCAGCUGAGACCUGGCAUCUGAUGUCGGCACAGGGCAGUUUCCAGCAAGUUUUGCCGGCUGUGAAGAGGCAACGGAGCGCGAUGAUCGGUGAUCACCAAAGCUGCUAAAUUUGAUCUACCCAAUCAAUUGUGGUUUUAUUAUUUCCAUGAUCAUCGAGAUUUUGAAAGAUGUGUAUGAAAUAUAAAAGAUGGAUAAUUGCACUGUGUAAAUCGAAUUUCAUCAGUGUAAUGUACAGGUUGGCAUUAGUUUACUAAUUCUCUGGGAAAGCAUUUAACAGAUGCUCUUUAAUUAGAUGAAGUAUCAGAUUCUUUGCUUUUA
Molecule: messenger RNA, 910 nt
Organism: Punica granatum (pomegranate)
Lineage: Eukaryota; Viridiplantae; Streptophyta; Magnoliopsida; Myrtales; Lythraceae
Source: RefSeq, a predicted model, not a curated record